AUGUUCACAAAGACAUGCACAGCUUGUUGGUGCAGCUGUAGGGGACAACACAAUUGUACACUUGUCGAUUUUCUGCCGUUGAAUUAAGUAGGAAAACUUGGGUCAUACGACAAAAAUUAAUGAUCGCAAGUUUCCGAAGGUUUUCGAGCGAUUUUUGAUCCCCUUUCAACAUAGCCUAGGGCGGAUAUGUAAUGUUUGUCAUGUCAGUGAUUUAUAGAAAUUAGGUCGGAUAAAAUUAGACGGAUAUAACCUUCAAAAAAUGAAGUGCAAAUAAAGGACAGAUAACGGAACUGAUUUAUAAUAAAAGUACAUGAAGAAAUCGAUGAUUCUGUCAAAAAGAUAAGACAAACACAUCAGUGUAAACAAGGCUGUCGUAUUUACAAGAAAAGGGCUUCAGUGUUGCCCCUAAAGUUCCAUAUUUGAUCAUGAAAAUUUCAAAAAAAGUUAAUGAGCGAACAUUCGAUUUUUAUGCAAAUUUUUUCCUAAAUUAUGAAAAGAUCGGGAUGUCAAAUUGGUCCCGGAUUCUUCUUCAUUUCCCAUUUCCUUUCUUGUCAUUGAGCGGCGGUUGAUUGGUUCUUCCGCCGAGCCUUUCAUCGACAUCCGAAGCCGCAUUCGAGGAUUGUCGGAAUACAGUAAGCCUCCACACAGUGUGCCCAAUGUAUAUUAGAUUCGAAUAUGCAUAAACCAAAAAGCCGAGAAACGGAGGAGACCACCCAAGAUCAGGAUGAAGUCACCCCCCAGAGGAAGACCGAGGCCCGGCGGAAGGCCACUGCAAUGGCCAACAAAAAACAGGCGGUUGGUCGAAAAAAGCGGACCAAAAACAGUGGAGGGGUGAGGAACCAAAUUACAUUGUUUUUGAUGUCAAUUUAUAUUAUUGACGUCAGAUAUCCAAAUUCUAUUUUUAGUCCCAAAUGUUGCCUGUAACUCAAGACGAGGAUUUGGAAACUACCCUUGUCACAAACGAGACUGAAGACGAGGAAGUGCCGUUGGAAGAACUGCUGAAAAGAGAAUUGGCAAUGGGAGCACCCGUCAAGAAAGUCGUUUUUACAUUUGAAUACGAAAAUGGGCAAUAUGUAAGUCCGUAAAAUCUAGGGUAGUCCUUCAGACCGGAAUCAAGUUGAACGAGAAGAUGAUGGUGGUGGACGUGGAUCAGCGACCAAAUGUCUCGCCUUUUUGGGAUCAACUCAAACUUGGUGACGUUGUUGUCCAAAUCAACACUUUUCCGGUAAUUUUUAUAAGAUUUUGUAAACUUUUUAUAUUAUUUAUGACAACUUAAGAAAAACUCAGCGGUUUUUACUUGAAAUUUUGAAAUUUUAUUUAAACCACCUUGGUCUUUACUAAUCCACUUUUUAUAGGUUACAACCGUCGAUGAAUUCAAUCAAUUCCUCCAGAAGCUCCCGUCGCCCAUGACUUUACAUGUAAAUCGGAUGGUCACCUCCAAAAAUGUCUCCAAAAAUCGACAAAAAAGGCUGCGAAUUGACAAAAGGACAGGCGAUAGAUACUUCACGGCCUACAUCCGCAGUAUUAAUAGCUCUCGGAUGGGGAUUACGGUAAAAUCUCAUAAUGGAAUGGUCGCGGUCCUGAGAGUUGAAGACUGGAGUCCAGGUGGGUCCAAAUUAUUGUUUAUACACCUAAACCAUCGGUUCAGAGACAUGAACUGUCGUGUUGCACUAGCUCUAGCAGUUAGAUUACUUUAGAAUAUUUUUAAAAAAUUAUUUUAUAUUAAUUUAGGCUAUGGGUGUUUGGAAAUUGGCGAUUUAAUCUUGGAUGUGGAUGGAAUACCGGUCAAUAACGUUGACCAAACAAAGAAGCUGCUAUCAACGGCCCUAACUACUAAAAGCUUUGUCUCUUGCGUUUGUUGUCGCCCAAUGACAGCGAAAACUUUAGUCACCAUCAAGUAAGCUAAAGCAAUAUCGAAAAAUCUCAGAUUUUGACUUCAAAUUAAAGGUUUUGUUUUAAGAAAAUAGUACCGUAUUUUAGAGACAUCCUCGGCCCCAAUGCAGUUGCUCCGGAAGAUCCGGAAAUGAAGAUUGACGCCGCUUUAAUCGGCCGAAUGGAAGCCAUGAGGAUUCGAGCGAGGAAAGCGAAAGCUCAACGUAAGAAGGGAGUUUACAGAAGGAAUCCGAAUAACAACAAAAAUGAACAUGCAGUUGUAGGUUAUAUUACUUUAUUAAUCAUAAAAAAGCCCAUUUUUUGGUUAUUUGACCCUAAUUUUAAAUUUUUUUAGUUUGAUCCCGUCCGAAACCGCAUGGUAGAGAUUUGGUCUGAUGUCGAGAACUUCAGUGAUCUCCAAAAAGUCCCUCCCGAUCAUUUACUCACCGGCACCGAAAGGAUGAAACGCAAAUUCAAACUUUUGUUCACUCAUUUCACGAAUAAAUAA
Messenger RNA from Bursaphelenchus xylophilus (pine wood nematode), 2380 nucleotides. Lineage: Eukaryota; Metazoa; Nematoda; Chromadorea; Rhabditida; Aphelenchoididae. The record is from the annotation of a GenBank genome assembly.